Molecule: messenger RNA, 303 nt
Organism: Batrachochytrium dendrobatidis JAM81
Lineage: Eukaryota; Fungi; Chytridiomycota; Chytridiomycetes; Rhizophydiales
Exons: 4
Coding region: 1-303 (100 amino acids)
Biological process (GO): SRP-dependent cotranslational protein targeting to membrane
Cellular component (GO): signal recognition particle, endoplasmic reticulum targeting
Molecular function (GO): 7S RNA binding
Source: RefSeq, a predicted model, not a curated record
AUGGUCAAGUUUACACUUUGGGACGACUACCAGCGGGCCGUUCAUGAACUCUACGCACAAGCGCCUUUCAGGGCAAUGCUCAAGGUUAGCGAUGGUCCAAAAUCUCUUAAAUUCAAGACUGACAAGAUGCAAGAUCUCAACAAGUUUGAAAAACUAAACCGAUCACUCAUGGCAAUGAUGCAGCAAAAUCCGAUUGAUCUAGAUAAAGUGGAAGCAGAAAAGUUGGAAAUGCAAACAUCAGGGACAACUGCCACUGCCAAGGGACAGAAGUCGACCAAGAAAGGAAAAGGGAAGAAGAAAUAA